AGAGAGUGUGUAGUAACUGCCGCAGUGUGUAGCUGUCAUAGAGAGUCAGCAGUCAACAGUUGCAAGGGGAACACUUUCACACUUUCGACCUGUAGACCGUGAAUCUCAUAGUUUUUUCGGCUCGGUUGUGAGGUAGUUUCGGUAGACGGAGGAGCAACCAUGGCAGGCAGUUCAAAUCCUAUAAUGAACGCGGUAAACAAACUGCUCGAUUGGAUCAAGUCCCUGUUCUGGAAAGAAGAAAUGGAACUAACACUGGUCGGACUCCAGUAUUCGGGGAAAACAACGUUCGUGAAUGUCAUUUCGUCUGAAAAGUUCAGCGAAGACAUGAUACCGACGGUGGGCUUCAACAUGCGGAAGAUCACGAAAGGAAAUGUCACAAUCAAAAUGUGGGAUAUCGGUGGACAACCGCGUUUCCGCAGCAUGUGGGAACGGUAUUGCCGAGGAGUGAAUGCGAUAGUUUACAUGGUUGACGCGGCGGAUAAAGAAAAAAUUGAGCCCGCACGGAAUGAGCUGCACACUUUGUUGGACAAGCCCCAGCUAGCCGGUAUCCCCGUCUUGGUGCUUGGAAACAAGAGGGAUCUGCCAGAAGCUCUCGAUGAGAAAGCGAUAAUCGAUCAGAUGAACCUCGGCGCGAUCCAAGAUCGCGAAAUAUGUUGUUUCUCGAUUUCGUGUAAAGAGAAAGAAAAUAUCGACAUCACCCUGCAGUGGUUAAUUGGACACGCAAAGAGCCACUAGCAGCGAAGUGCCGAUUCGCAGGCAGUGCCAGAGCGCUACCUGUCUCUGUUAGUGUAGAAAAAGAAGAACUCAAAAUCUCUCGGUGGAGCCUCACGCGAUUCCUCGUGGCUGGGUAUCCCUACUUGGAUCUACAAUGGCCAGCCUUGAGGCAGCGAACAGACAGCUCACUUCUGUUCCACUUACCGGAAGUUUUAACCGGAACAGCUCUUAAAAAACAUCGAGAGGUAGUCUUAAUGAGUGAACGGAGGUCGCAGAGGAAUAUUAUGAUUGAGAAAUUGAGAAGAACACGCGAUUAGAUUGUACUUCAACUUCAAUCGGAUCACGGGAACCCCCUCGAUUCCUCGAUGAAAGUCUCGCUCCUCUGUCCUAGAAGCAUCUCAGCCCCUGUGUUUAUCUUCUCUCCGGAAUACUUGAAAUCAUAAGCGAUUGCCUCCAUGUCCAUUCUGACAAGGGGAGAGUAUUGCCCGCUCCCAGCAUCUGCUAGAGCUUCCCUCCGGACGUGUCCAUUCACAUCUUUCAGUGACGAGUUACGACAGGGGAUCGGUCAAAUCAGAAUUGACGGAAAGCUGCGUUUCUUGGAGAUGUGGGGGAGGGGCGAGGCUUUCGCCGAGUUGCCUCAGCAGAAUAUGGAGCUUGAGUAAUAAAGAGGGAGGAACGGGGAGUACAGUUGGAUGGUUCAUGCGAUCAGCUCCGGAUUGAGCUCUGGGUGAAUACGUCGUUGACUGAUUUUUGUAAAAUACCGCUGGACAUACCUUCGUCAGGAACACAUCCUUGCGGGAACGGGAGACUCCAUUCGAGCCGGAAACAUUACACACGUGAAUCUAAACACACAUGCAAUAUCAUCCAUCCACAGACAAUAAAGGAAGCUAGUUGACCUGUAUCGAAUGGAAUACACGGAAUGAGUUGAGGGGCUCAGAGAUUUUUUAAAUUGUUUCUCUUUGUCUCCCCCCCGUAUUAUCGAUUGACCGAUUGAAAGGGGAUGACUCGCCGCCUUAUUUCCCUGUAAAUAGAUAUGAUUACUAUAGUGUCAUUGUCGUUCAAGAUUACACGAAUAAACCUUGC
Molecule: messenger RNA, 1797 nt
Organism: Galendromus occidentalis (western predatory mite)
Lineage: Eukaryota; Metazoa; Arthropoda; Arachnida; Mesostigmata; Phytoseiidae
Gene: Arl8
Product: ADP-ribosylation factor-like protein 8
Exons: 6
Coding region: 160-735 (191 amino acids)
Biological process (GO): anterograde axonal transport; protein transport
Cellular component (GO): lysosomal membrane
Molecular function (GO): GTP binding; GTPase activity
Source: RefSeq, a predicted model, not a curated record